ACAUACAGAUUCAGAGACCGUGCACUCCACGAGACCUCUGCAAACGAAAAAGAAAACUCCUCGUGUCCAACGUUGGCAGCGCGUGCUUGCAGCCCUCCGAGUAGCAUAUUCGUCCAAUAUUUACGAGAAUUUACGUGCACUUGUCGUUGUCAGAAUCUCUUUUUUCAGAAAUAAAUCUGAAAAUAAUAAUUUUCCUUCGAAAAUUUGAGGGAGAUAAACAAAUCUGGAAUUCUCGUCGAUCCAGCUUUCAAUCGAGGUAUUCGGCGUUCAGAUCGGAUAGCAGAAGCUUAAAUUCCUCUGCUUUACGUGGCCAGAAAAUUGAAAAAACAGCAUUUUUAACAGUUUAUAGCAGUGCUAUGAAUGAGCAGAAGGUUUUAAGGAUGGCUCUUUUGUUGCUAUUCGAGUUUUAAGGACUAUGUAAAAUUUGGCUUCAAUAUCUGAGCAAUGGAACUGUAGAACUGUAUGCAAGUCAAAUUCAACAAAAAUAUGCUGCCAGGGUUCCACCAGUCCGAACUUUGUCAGUCUUCAGGCGAGUUGCAUCAAUUGCAGGGGCAGCCAGAGGCAAGGCAUAAAAGACUGGGGGAUGUAAAGGAUCCAAUUGCUGCAAGGAAAGUCCAGAAGGCAGAUCGGGAGAAAUUAAGAAGAGAUCGUUUAAAUGAGCAGUUUGCAGAGUUGGGAACAGCACUUGAUCCUGAUCGACCUAAGAAUGAUAAAGCAACUGUACUGGGAGAUACCAUACAGAUAUUAAAGGAUUUGACUGCUGAAGUAAAACGCCUGAAAUGUGAAGAAAAAUCCCUGCUUGAAGAAUCUCGUGAUCUUACACAGGAGAAGAAUGAACUUAGAGAUGAAAAAACAGUAUUAAAGGCAGAAAUUGAUCAGCUGCGGAGUCAGUUUGAACAACGUGCACAAACAAUGUUCUCAUGGCCAGCUAUGGAUCCAACAUUGAUGGUAGGUGCACCCCCUUUUCCAUUUCCUAUGCCAAUCCCACAUCCAGGAUCAACUACAGUCAAUGAUUCACGCUCUGCGCCACUGCAAGGUCAUGCACAAGCUCCUCUCAUGCCUGCUCCUUUUGUUCCUGUACCCAUUCCUCCAGGAACCAUUCCUAUGCACCCACCUUUUCAAGCAUAUCCCUUCUUCGGACCCAGAAACAGUGAAGGAAGCAAUCCAUAUAUAGCAUUUCCGCCAUACUCUUCCCCAAUGAGUACACACACUCAUGUGGAAAGGCCUUCAGCACAGUAUCCUUCACCUAUUCAACCUCUACCAGGCUAUCUUGUACAACUACAACUCUCUCAGGGGAAUCGACCUGGUUUUGCUCAACCUCAGAGUACAAGUGGCGUAUCUCAAUCUAUUGAUGCACCAAUAUCUGCUCAAGCUUCAGAUGGAACUUCAGAAUAUAGUCAAGGAGAAAAGUCAGCUGCAAGCAAUAAGCCCAUUAAUCAUGUGAGCAAAAAUGGACAAAAGCCAUCUCCAAGUCACUCUGGUAGCAGAAGUGAUCACAUGGAUUCUAGGCAUUUAGAUUUACAACUAAAAAUUCAAGGUUCUGUUCCAAGUGAUUCUCAUCCUGAAUCUAAUCACUCAAGUCAUGGCUCAUUGGAACAUGAGCACAUAGAGGAGGCAUCAUCUGAAGUCAAGAAAGUCAGGAAUUCCUCACGUGAUAGAAGGCCCGUUCUCCUAGGUCUUCAACUUGUAGAAAAGUCUUGUUCGGGGCGUUCAUCUCCCUGUAAGUGUCUUGGUGAUGCCUCUUCUAGCAGCUAUGGAAGUGAACAUUCAAUUAAAAGUAAUAGCAGCCAGUCACCAACAAGGGAAAUGUAGCAUGCUACACACCAUUUGAUUAUGCAUGCAGAUAAGGUGCAUGAUGUAUGAUAUACCAGAUUUCCUUCUAGUUUUGCACCUCGAAGAACCAUACUCUAUUUAAUUGAGUAUCAUUCUUGACCUUAUAUUCAAAUAGCUUCUUCAUUGUCUGUCGAAUUCUGACAGUUCACGAUUGUCAAACAGCAUACGUGCCUGUGUAACAUCAAAUUUGAAAUUAUCAGAGAAGGUGGUUUUGUAUAUAACGGAACAGGUGAUGUAGCAGGCCGAUUAUCUUGUAAAGAAAAUUAUGGUGAAAUGCAAGCAGACACUCUGCAUUUCCCACAAAAUAUGGUAGUGCAGACAGUAAAUUUGUUCAUAUAAUUGGCACAAGUUCUAAUUUUGCCAGGAACUAACCAUUGCUGGUGAGCUUUUUCCACAUAGCAAAUGGAAUGCGCUUAUUCCGUAUCAAAAGUUUGCACCAAUGAUAUACACAAAUGUCAAUUUGACUUUUGGUCCGAAGGUAAUUAAUGUGUUCAACCGUGUGGGUUUUACAUACAACUCUGAAGCACUGUCAGAUUGUCAAUGUGUUUAGGCAGAGCAGAGCAGGAAAUUAAGUUGCGUUGGCUGAUUCAUUUCGCUUA
Messenger RNA from Cryptomeria japonica (Japanese cedar), 2432 nucleotides. Its product is annotated as transcription factor bHLH121. The record is from RefSeq and is a predicted model, not a curated record. Lineage: Eukaryota; Viridiplantae; Streptophyta; Pinopsida; Cupressales; Cupressaceae. Gene Ontology annotation, molecular function: protein dimerization activity; DNA-binding transcription factor activity. Bases 463 to 1812 code for a protein of 449 amino acids. The transcript has 6 exons. Gene Ontology annotation, biological process: intracellular iron ion homeostasis.